Microthlaspi erraticum is the source of this 382-nucleotide messenger RNA. The record is from the annotation of a GenBank genome assembly. Lineage: Eukaryota; Viridiplantae; Streptophyta; Magnoliopsida; Brassicales; Brassicaceae.
AUGAAAGCUCUUCUCAAUCCUCAAUCUUCGUUUUCACUCUCUUCUCCGCAGAUCAAGAGACCUCUCUACUUCGACGGACCGAGUUCUUCUUCAUGUCUCCGGUUUCCUUUAACCGAUUUCAACAACCGGCCGUUUCGGCGGAAGCUGACCGGUGGUUUGAAGAUAAAAGCUGUGUUAGACUCCGCAAUGAUGGAGCAGUUAGGACUCAAGGAAUCCGAUAUUAAGAAUCCGGCGCUCUCUUCCACUUACCGGAGAUCGGAGAUUCCAAAGGCAAACGCCACCGUUCUUGAUGCUCAAGCUAAGGUUUGCACCGGACCGACCCAGACUAAACCUCUCAGUGAAGAACAGGCCUUUAAGGUUUUUGAUACUAUAUUAAGAUCAG